AGCAGCUCUGUGGAAGAAGCUCACACAUGAUAGGCGGAGACAGCCUACAAAUUUCAGUGAUAGGUCCUUAGUCCGGCCCUGUCACCCCCCAACACAAAAAGGAAUAACAACGCUGUAUAACGGAUUGUAUUUUUCGCCUGAUUGAGAGCACUUAACCAGUUAUCCUGGACGUCUCAUCCUCCCUCUCGGACAUGUCGUAUGUCUUCAUCAACGACUCGACACAAACCAACGCACCGCUUCUGCAGGCGUGCAUUGAUGGAGACCUGGGCUAUGCCAAGUGUCUGUUAGAGUCUGGGUCCGACCCCAAUAUGCGAGACAGCCGGGGCCGCACCGGUAUGCACCUGGCUGCGGCCCGUGGGAACGUGGAUACAUGCCGCCUGCUCCACAAAUUUGGCGCGGAUUUGCUGGCCACGGACUACCAGGGUAACACCGCGCUGCACCUGUGUGGCCACGUCGACACCAUCCAGUUCCUUGUAUCAAACGGCCUCAAGAUCGACAUCUGUAACCACAAUGGAACGACACCCCUGGUGCUAGCGAAGCGGCGAGGUGUGAACAAGGACGCGAUUCGCCUGCUGGAGGGCCUGGAGGAGCAGGAGGUGAAGGGCUUCAACCGCAGCAGCAUGCACUCCAAGCUGGAGGCUCUGCACAUGGCUGAGAGUGAGAGUGCUAUGGAGAGCCACUCUCUCCUCAACUCCAACCUGCAGAACAGUGAGGGUGUGCUGUCCAGCUUCAGGACCACUUGGCAGGAGUUUGUGGAGGACCUGGGCUUCUGGAGGGUUCUGCUGCUCCUGGUGGUCAUUGCCUUGCUGUCGCUGGGCAUUGCCUAUUAUGUUAGUGGUGUUCUUCCCUUCACGGCCAAUCAGCUGGAGCUUGUGCACUGAGGCUCCGGAAGCACUUUAGCAACCAGGCGGUGGGGGCUGGACUGUGGAGUUGUCUGCUCUUCAUUUUACGGGAGUUUUUAAAAAAUGUUUUUUAAAAACAGUUUAGGAGUAGAUGAUUGGUCAUGAGUUCUCGUUGAUCUUUCAGCACACGAUUGCAUGUCAACGGGCAGAUCAGACAAGCUGUAACCGAAUUGGCUUUUUACCUAAAUGUUAGGCCUCCAUGUUUCUUUUUUUGGUGUCCAUAAAGGCUCUACCUGUUUUGGAGCAAAUACACUAAAAUUAAGCUUUCAGUGUUUGCAACAAUCAUGCAUUCCUAACUGCAGUUGAAAUUUCAUAGAUCUUAAUGCAUUACAUUAUGUGUGUAAUGUAUUUAUCAUAUCAUUCAGCAUGCAUAAUACAUGAGAUUUUAAGCAGGAUGAGGCUUGUUUUUCUUCCUUUCUAUUCUGGUUGUUGGAAGAAAAUGCCAGCUUGUUUAUGUAUUUCUGGAACUUAUUAGCUGUAAUGUAUCAAAACUCAUUUAUGCAAUUAACCAGGCUUAGUUUUGAAAGUUUUCUUUCAACUGUAAAACAUGAAUGAACAGGCAAAUGUGCUCAUAUUCUAUUGUGACAUUAAAAUACUGCUUCCUAAGGCUACCAUUUAACUACAUUCCUAACUUUCCCCACACGGACUGCUGUGGAAAUCAGGACUGGAGUAGAGGACGGAGCUUUUUCUACUCUAGUCUACAUCAGUACUGAUUUUCUCCAUUCGGUCCAGCUAUGUUUGAACUUAUAUUUGUAAUUUUAUUUACAAAGCUGUUGUCAUCAUAUCUAUGAUAUUUAAAAUUAACUAGAGCUUCUGUAAAUGGUUUUCUUGAUGUAUAGGUAUUGGAUCUGCAUUAGACUCACCUGAAAUACUGUACUGUGUUCACAAAGUAGGAGCAAGUAUGUACGAAUUGAGUGUUCUAUUCUGUAUUAACAGCGAGCAAUUAUAUUAUUUCUUGUCUUAUUUUUUAAUAGUGCGUUUAUGCUGGUUUGUUGGAUUUUGCUUCCUUUUGCUCAUGGUGUAAUAUAUUAUGUUUAUACACUAUUGCUUGGUGUAUGUUGCCUGUUUUUAUAUGUUGUUUACCAUUUUCUUGGUUUUGCUUUGCAUUGUAAUUAGGCUGUUCUUGUCAGGCUUCGAUAGAAAUUUUAAUAAUGUGCUUUAAUAAAUAUUGAAUAAAAUCAGUUAAAAAAAA
Anguilla anguilla (European eel) is the source of this 2094-nucleotide messenger RNA. RefSeq names its product ankyrin repeat domain-containing protein 46-like. Lineage: Eukaryota; Metazoa; Chordata; Actinopteri; Anguilliformes; Anguillidae. The transcript has 4 exons. Gene Ontology annotation, molecular function: protein binding. Bases 192 to 881 code for a protein of 229 amino acids. The record is from RefSeq and is a predicted model, not a curated record.